AGUGAGCCACUGGUUGUAGCUGUAAUCCAUAAAUACAGUCAAUAAUUGAAGUUGAUUGGUUCGAAAAAUGUAAGAAUAAUUAAGGAAAAUCAUGAGAAGUUUUCUGGCAAUUAUUUGGUUACUACAUUUUUGUGGUAUAUUUUGCACAAAUUGCAUACACUUUUGGGAAAAAUGGCAAUCUUGUCCAAUCAUGACUCAGCUACCAUUCACUUCGUUCCCUUGUUUUAAGGCCAAUGAUGGAACUUAUCUACUGAUCAAUACCGAAAUGGACAUGGCAGAUAUGCAAUGUGAUUAUAAGGCGGCUGAUGUUGAUUUUAUCCAAUGCUUGCAAAUUGGAGAAAUCACUGGCAUAGACUUCAGCAAUUGCAUUUUUCCUACUACAUUUCUGAAAGAUUACAUUUUCAAGUCAAAAAUCUCUUUUUUCUCAUUGACUUAUAACAAGACAGAUAUAAUCAAUCAUGAUAUUAUUAUCAAUGAAUUGGAAUUUUUGAAAACAGUUUAUAUAGUGGGUGCUGUUACUUCCCUCUCGAUCAACAUAAAAUUCGAAAACCUUCCGAUGAUGAAUACAAUAUCAUUAUAUCAGACUAACUUUUCCAAUUUUACCUUUCAUACACUUCCAGAAUUACAAAAAUUAUCAAUGGUUAAUUGUUCCAUAAGUCAUUUAUCUAGUUCUGUCUUUAGAAAUUUAUCUUCUUUGCUUUUACUUAAUUUAGGUGAAAAUCUUAUGGAAGAGCUGCCAAUUGAUGUUUUCGAAGGAUUAAACUCUUUGCAAAUUCUCCAUUUACAUAGUAACAGAUUUAAAAUAUUGAAAAAUGAAUGGUUUAAACCUUUAAAAUCUUUAAGGCUCUUAAACUUGUUUUAUAAUCAAUUAACCAUGAUAAGUGCUGAGUUAGUUCAUUCCUUGCCGAAUCUUGUGGCCUUAAACGCCAGCUAUAAUCCAAUUUCAGAACUUUUAAAUGAUACCUUUCAUAAAGCUCUAUCUUUAGAAAUAAUAAGCAUGGAUAACUGCUCUCUUCAAUGGCUUCCUUCUUCAUUAUUUCAAAAUGCUCGAUUUUUGAGUAAUGUUUCUUUCGAAGAUAAUGAAAUUUUAAUGAUACCAUCAACUUUAUUUAGCAGAAAUUUGUUACUGGUGAGUAUUUCUUUUGAUAAUAAUAAGCUAAGUCAACUUCAUGAAAAUACAUUCGCUAAGCUCAGUUCAUUAAGCAUAUUGUUACUCGGAAGAAACAAAAUCAGCAAUCUCUCUUCGAAAAUAUUUUCUGAUUUACACAAUUUGAUGGAUUUAGAUUUAAAUUCUAACAAAUUAAAUAGUUUAGACAGUAUUAUUUUUCAAAAUUUAUCAAAAUUGCAAAACUUAGAUCUAUCUCAAAAUAAUUUGAUACUCUUUUCUGAUGUUUAUCCUUUCGGAUACAGUCCAUUUUUAUCAAUGAUAAAUUUAUCUCGUAAUAACUUUAUGGAGUUUCCUAUUUUAAACUGGAAUUCUCGUAACUCUAUACAGCUUGAUAUAAGUUACAAUAAUUUAUCUGUUGUUACUUUAAGUAUAAUGAGUCACAAAAAGGCAAACGUUGACAUGAGAUUCAAUCCAAUUUCCAUUAUUUCAAUCGAACAAAUUUCGGAUGAAUCUAAGAAGGAACCUGUUGUUUAUAAUUUACAAAAUUUUACUUUUGCUUGUGAUUGUAAACUUCAAGGAUUUCUUAAAUUUCUUGAAAAUCCUUUAAGCCAAACGGUUUUUCCAAACAGUAGGGUCAUGUCAUGUACAUAUCCAGAAGAAUAUAAAGAUGUUAUACUAACAGAAAUUUCACCAAUUUACUCAAUUUGUCCUGUUAGUCUCGAUUGUCCACAAAAUUGUCAAUGCUUCGAAAAUGAUUUAGAAGAAGUUAUCGUGGAUUGUCGAAAAAAAAAUUUAAAUGAGCCUCCAGAACAGCUUCCUCUUCGUUCUGUUACCAUUUAUCUAGAUCAAAAUAACUUAACUGAAUUCAAUAUCAAUUCUACAUAUUCGGAGAAUGUUACAGAACUCCAUCUCAGCAACAAUUUUCUUACUUCCUUACAAAAUUGGCAUAUACCAAAUUUAAGGAUACUCAAACUAAAUGGCAAUCAAUUAGGUAAAUUGCCCAUAUCACUAAUGGAUCAUGUUCAAGAAACUAGCAAUUUUGAAAUUUACCUUGCAGAUAAUGCAUGGUUAUGCAAUUGUGAAGCUACUUCUUUUAAACAGUGGUAUACAAGAAACUUAGACAAAAUCUUGGAUUCGAAUGUUACAUAUUGCAAGAGGAAAAUUUCAAACAAGCCUACAUUCUCUGAACAGCUAAUUCGGGAAGUAUCCAUAGAUUUGUUCUGUCCAAAAGCACCGAAAUUGUUGACUGCUGAGAUCAUUGCCAUUUCCUUAACUGUUAUAUCUAUUUCUAUGCUACUUCUAUGUAGCGCAAUUUGUUACUAUCGUUUUAGUAAAAUAAUAAUGGCAUUUUUGUACAGUCGAAAUUUAUAUUGUCGCUGUUGCGAUCGCCAUUUGAAAGAGGAAGAGAAAAUGUAUGAUGCUUUCAUAUGUUAUAGUUCUGCAGAUCAAGAUGUGAUGCUUGAAAUAUUGCAAAAUCUUGAGCCAACUUAUCGUUUAUGUGUUCAUGAAAGAGAUUGGGUUCCCGGUUAUCCCAUCAGUCAUCAAAUUGUACAUUCUGUACAGAACAGUAGAAAGACUGUGAUUCUUCUUUCUAAAGAAUUUUUAGAAAGUAUGUGGUUUCAAGUAGAAUUUCGUACAGCUUAUAACCAGAUGAUGGAAGAUAAGAAACAUCGGUUAAUUCUAGUCAUUAUAGGAAAUUUAGAUAAUGUAAAUGAAUUAGAAUCGGAUCUGCGAUAUUUAUUAUCGACUAAGACCUAUCUUGAGUGGGGCAAAAAAUGGUUUUGGGAAAAACUCCGCUAUGCUUUGCGUCAUCGUUGUAAGAAAGAAAAGAAUUUUGAGAAUAUGGAUCAACUGAAAAUAAGUGAAGAUAUUCAAAUGGAUGUAAGCGUUUUGUAAACUGGUACAAUUAAGAUAAUAGAGAUUGGGUUCCCGGUAUGGUAAAGAUUGAUUCCCGGAGAUGAUAAAGUGAGGAUCCGGAGUGGUUCAGAAAUUUUGAUAAGUGGCUUGAUCCAGAUAUAUCGAGCAUCCAGGCAUAUGGAUAUAAUCAUCCACAUGCCUCAUCAAGACAGCAUGAAACAUUCAUCAUUGUAGGCAGGCCAAACCUACCUUAGGUAUGAGAAAGGACGGAGUGUUAAGCAAAAAAAAAGUAGUUGAGAAGCAAUGUAAAAAAUAUUGUUUAAUGUAUACAUUUUAUAUUAUUUUAUUAAUAAAUAUCAAA
This is a messenger RNA of Centruroides sculpturatus (bark scorpion), 3326 nucleotides long. RefSeq names its product protein toll-like. Lineage: Eukaryota; Metazoa; Arthropoda; Arachnida; Scorpiones; Buthidae. The transcript has 2 exons. The record is from RefSeq and is a predicted model, not a curated record. Gene Ontology annotation, molecular function: transmembrane signaling receptor activity; protein binding. Gene Ontology annotation, biological process: toll-like receptor signaling pathway; immune response. Gene Ontology annotation, cellular component: membrane. The coding region runs from base 92 to 3004 and encodes 970 amino acids.